Molecule: messenger RNA, 1494 nt
Organism: Aspergillus calidoustus
Lineage: Eukaryota; Fungi; Ascomycota; Eurotiomycetes; Eurotiales; Aspergillaceae
Source: the annotation of a GenBank genome assembly
CUUUAGCUCACUACGUACCAACCAACAUGAAUAAGACCAGAUCAUCAUCUCUUUCCUACCUACACACCGACCAAACACCUUUUCAAGACAAUGCAAUCCCCGCUUCACAUAAUAGUAAUCGGUGCGGGCCUCUCGGGCCUCGCAACAGCCAUCUCCCUCGCCCAGUUCGGCCACAAAGUGACAAUCCUUGAACAAGCACAAGAACUAGCAGAAGUUGGCGCGGGGCUGCAAGUCACUCCAAACGCCUCGCGUCUUCUUAAACACUGGAAUCUACCUGAGUCUAUUUGGAGUUCUGCUGUUGAGCCCAAGUCGCUUACCGUGCAUCGGUAUACGGGCGACGUCCUCGCGCAUGAUGGGAUGUUUGACGCGCGGAUUCGAAAACGAUAUGGCGCGCCAUUUAUUGAUGUCCAUCGGGUUAAUUUGCAACAAGCACUUUUUAACAGGGCGAAGGAGCUAGGUGUGCGUGUUUAUCUUGCGGAGAAGGUAAAGAGUGUACAGGAUAAUUCCUCCUCCAACUCUUCUUCUUCCGGAAAUAAGAAUAGCUGCAUAACGGCAACAGUCCACACCGAGUCCGGAAAUAGCUAUACAGGCGACCUUGUCGUCGCUGCUGACGGGUUGUGGUCCCGCUGCCGCGAGUGUCUGCUUGGCCAGAAGGAUAAUCCCCUUCCAACUGGUAAUCUCGCAUACAGAAUCGUGCUAAGUAUUGAUCAAAUUAGUGAUCUAAAGCUCCAUGACUGGGUACGCAACCCGCAGGUGCAUUUCUGGAUUGGGCCAGGCGCGCAUGUCGUUGCGUAUUCAGUGCGUGGAGGGGAUAUGAUUAAUAUUGUGCUUCUUGUACCAGAUACGCUUCCACCAGGCGUAUCAAGGGAGGAGGGCUCUGUUGAGGAGAUGAGGGCCUUAUUCUUGGGGUGGGACCCUAUUCUUACACAAUUUCUCUCCUAUGUUGACAAAGUUGACAAGUGGAAGCUCAUGCACCACGCCGAAAUGACAACCUGGAUCAAUCACUCCUCAACCCUCGUUUUCGUCGGUGACGCCUGCCACCCAAUGCUCCCAUACCUAGACCAAGGCGCAAACUCCUCACUCGAAGACGGCGCCGUCCUUGGCGGGCUCGUGGGGCACAUGAAGAGCAAGUCGCAGCUCCCCGCGAUUCUGCGGCUGUAUGAGACACUAAGGAAAAAGCGCGGAGAGGCUAUUGUGAGGGAGACGUUUAAGCAGCGCCAUGACUUCCACCUCGCCGACGGUCCCGAGCAGGAGAAGCGCGAUGAGAUUUUCCGCGCGCAGUUGGACAAAAAUGGGGAGAUUAGCGGGGCGUUUCCAAGUCGGUGGACAUGUCCCGAAGUCCAGCCCUGGCUGUACGGGUACGACGCCGUGAAGGAGGUUGGGGAUGCUGUUGCGAGGAAUCCGGAGUUGUUUAUGUCAAACGUAUAGAUCGUGUUAGACCGAACCGAAGAAGGUCAUAGUGGUUUCAAUAUAUUAUGCGGAUUCUAGACUGGA